AUGGCUGUAAGCAAGAGACGGAUAGCGCAGAAGUGCCGGAUGACGGCGGAUGAUGAUCUGCCUUCAGAGCCCACGGAGGAGAUUCAGUUUGACUCCAGCAAGAAGAUACUUCGUGCGAGAAGGAGGCACGAGAGACCGAGCACUCCCAGGACGAGUCUCCUGCAGUCUGGGCCCGUAUACACGAGGGACCAGAAGAUGAAGGGCCUGAACGAGUCCUUUAUCGAGGCGGUGAGGAAGGCGUACGCCCUCGAUAACGCGUACAAUUUCAGCGAAAUAAUCGCACAGUAUGGGAAGUACCUGCAGGAGAUAGGGGGUUUGCAGGGCCCUGGGGAGGGCCUGGGGGGAAAUUUCCCUGGGGGUCUGUCCGCGAGUGCUCCCCCCAGGAAGCUCGACAUCUCCGCGAUACUUCGCUCCGGCCUGAACAAGGGAAGCAGCACGCCCACGGAAGAGGCAAAUAUUCAGAGGGAAGAAAAUAAUGAAAGUAUCCCGGGAGGAGUAAAGACUGAAGAAAAGACAGAAAGUAUCCCGGGAGGAGUAAAGAAUGAAGCAAAUAAUGAAAGUAUUCAGAGGGAAGAAAAGAAUGAAAUAGGCAGAGUUCAGGAAAAAAAAAAGAAUGAAAGUAUUCAGACUGAAGCAAAGACUGAAAGUAUUCAGGGGGAAGCAAAGAAUGAAAGUAUUCAGAGGGGAGUAAAUAAUGAAAGUGUCCUGGGAGAAAACAUUCAGAAAGAAGCAAAGACAAACUCUAAACAUGAAAAAGCUGACUCUAAACAUGAAAAAGCUGAUUUAAAGCAUGAAAAAGCCGAUUCUAAACAUGAAAAGGCUGAUUUAAAGCAUGAAAAAGCUGAUUCUAAACAUGAAAAGACUGAUUCUAAACAUGAAAAAGCUGACUCUAAGCAUGAAAAGACUGAUUUAAAGCACGCUCUGAAGAAUGAAACUAGCCCUGAGAAGGCACCUGCAGGAGGGGAGGAAGAUAAAGGCACUGCAGACCACGGGGGAACCCGCAGGAAGAGUGCGUACGCGAAGAGUGAUCGCGGGAAGGCAGAGGAAAGUCUCCCCCAGGCUUCAGAGGCAGAGGAUAAGAAGACUCUGAAGCCCCAGGAGAAGGAGGGAAAAAAGGCCCAGGAGAUUCUGUUUGACCUCCCCUGCGAAGUGGCUGUGAGAAAACUCUCGAAGUUUGAGGAGGUUGGCAUUCGCAGGGUCCUUGUCCACUACAGAAACAGCGAGAAGACAAUAACAGUUUUUGACGGAAAAAAAAAGCAUCUUCUGACAGUCCCCGUUAGAAUGACGUCAAUUCACUCCGAGAAAAGCAAAAAAGUCUUCAUUUUCGUGGACCCAGAGACAGGGCUGCUGUACAGAAUACGCCUGGCCACAGAAAAGGACGCAGGGAACUUGAGAAGGGCCUGCGCCUUGGAUGAUGCCCUGGAGAAAUAA
Molecule: messenger RNA, 1431 nt
Organism: Nematocida major
Lineage: Eukaryota; Fungi; Microsporidia
Exons: 1
Coding region: 1-1431 (476 amino acids)
Source: RefSeq, a predicted model, not a curated record